Molecule: messenger RNA, 8503 nt
Organism: Cryptotermes secundus
Lineage: Eukaryota; Metazoa; Arthropoda; Insecta; Blattodea; Kalotermitidae
Exons: 5
Coding region: 118-4569 (1483 amino acids)
Biological process (GO): regulation of transcription by RNA polymerase II
Cellular component (GO): nucleus
Molecular function (GO): protein binding
Source: RefSeq, a predicted model, not a curated record
UGCUGAGCUUGCUAAUGGCGAUUGUCGUUGUUUUGUUCAUGAGUAUUUGUUCGAAAGCUACAGAGACUGCUGGUGCGUCUUUUACGUUGUGUGAUAGGUGGUGAGGUGUACCAAAAGAUGGGGGGUACAAGAUUUAUGGUGCAGUGGGAAGAGCACCCCUCGCACCUAGCCACACGUCUGGGUCAGCUACUAGAACAUCAGACUUUGGUAGAUGUUACAUUAAUGUGUAACACGCACACACUGCGAGUUCAUCGUGCUGUUCUUGCAGCAUGUAGCCCUUAUUUUGAGACAAUACUGCAGCGUCAGCUUGGCAUGUACCCCUUGAUAGUACUGAAGGAUAUGCAGUUCUCCGUGCUCAAAUCCCUUAUAGAAUUCAUGUACUGUGGAGAGACCAGUGUGACUGAAGACAACUUAUCUGCACUGUUGCAGGCUGCAAAGUUCUUCCAGGUGAAAGGGUUAUCUGCAAUGACUAAGGAGGCACUUGGAUUAACAUCCACAGCUCCAAAGACAGCCACAAUUAAUGGUGAUUCAGCAAGGAAAGCGUUUGUUGGUAGGUCAAAACGUGUUGGUAUGCAGCAGACGUUUGUGGCAAGUGGGUUAAAAACUUCGUCAUCCACAACGCAUGCCGCUAGUUCCCAUGUGCAUGGCUCUGGGGGUGACAUGCACACCACGACUACCGGAAAAACUAUUUUUCAAACUACACCAAAAUCGGUACCAGUUCGACAGGAUACCCAUCAGCAGCAACAGCAAACUGACACAGCUCAGCUUCUGCUGUCACUUUCAGGCACUGAGUUUCCCAAACAGACGUUCCACACUGUCAGUAAGAAUGUGAGGUUCCAUCAUGGUGUUUCUUCUAGUGGUGCUGUCACUGUGGAACCUUUAAGAUCCUGCCCUCUGGAGUCUUCAGUUGUGAAGAAUAAGGAAACUCCUGUUAAAUCAGAAGUUAUUGAUCGUGUGCCUGUUGUUACCCCAAAUGGGGGAGUAAAACCAGCAUCAGUUAAAUUGCCCACACAACUGACAGAUAAAGGAAAAGAACAGCCAGCUGUUCCUGAGAAAGUAGUGGAAACAGCAAAGGAUGAUCUUACAUCACAGGUGCUUUUUGUAGAAGAUGGACCUUGCAAGAGAGGACGUCCACUGAAGAGACAAAUGAACCUUGUGUUUCAAGAGAAAGUGUUGACAGAUGCAGACAUGGCUUUGCAGAAGGAAGCUGAAGCUAGCCGUAAGGCAUUGGAAAUGUUGCAGCAAGAGAUGUCAACAGGAGAUGAAACGUCUGCUGCAGGUGUGACUCAGUCAACUGAGUGCACACAGGAGAAAAUUAUGCCAGUGAAACAGAUUUUAUCGAAGUCGCCAACACCACAACCUGUCAAUAACAUCCUAACAACAGCUCCAAGAAUAUUGCGUAAAGAACCAGUGGCUUCCACCAAACUGGUUGCCACAAAGACAGACAUUGUUACACAAGCAACUUCUGUAAAUGCACCUGAACCAAGCAGUCAGAACAUUAUAAAUCAAGUUGCUGGGAAUUCAGUUUCUGCCAUUGACUCUGGAAAUAAUGAGACAAAUAUUGUUUAUCAGUUGGAAGAGGGUGUUAUUGCAGGCCAGGAUUCCAGCAGUACCACAAAUAUUGUUUAUCAAGUAGCUGAUAAUGCUCUGGUGUCUGGACAAGACUCUAGCAGCCAGAAUAUUAUCUAUCAGGUGGCUGAUAAUACUGGUACUUCUGCUGAGGGAAGUAACAGUACAAACAUCAUAUAUCAGGUUGCUGAUAAUAGCAAUGCAGGAUCUGGCUCAGCCAUGAGUCAGUACAUGGAAGUGCUGAAGGAAGCAGGCCUUCCAUCUGAUGUUCCAAUUUUAUUAGAGAGCAGUGAUGGUUCAUAUGUGACUGUGAAUGAAGAGGUGCUUAUGAAUAUCAUGAACGGUGGGGUGAUUCAGGUAGGAGAUGGAAGUAUUGUUGGUGGUGAAGGUGUUCAGUUCAUUGUUCAGGAAGUUCAGGAAGUGACUGAAGGUCAAGUUGAAGCUGCUGAAGCAGCAGCAGAACAGUUGGUCAGUGCAGAAAUGAAUGCUACUGAGAAUAUUGCAGUAAAUGAACAGAUGCAAAUAAAAGAAUCCAGCAGCACCAUAAUAGAAUCAUCAGCUACCACUGAAACUGACACAGACAUAGUCAAACCUUUCAGAGAACAGGGAAAUGAGACCUGUGGUAAAGAGGGGGCGAAAGACUUACCUUCUCUUGAAAGAAAUGAAGCAAUGGACAUCGAGCUUGCAGCUUCUCAAAAUGAAAAUAACACUGCACUCUCUUGCAGUAGGAAUCCAGUUCAGUACGAAGUAAAUCAAAUGGUAAUGGGAGAAACUGGAGUAGUGACAGAUAGUACACCAAUGGAGGUUGAUCAAGGAGUGAUGCCCCAGUCAGCCACUGAACCUCCAUCACAUUCUGAUGAGGUAAUAACUGGAGAUGGUUACGGAGAAGAAGCUAUGGAAGGUUUUGCUGUAAUGGACACAAAAGUGAAUGUGGGAAGGACAAGAGUGCAUUACGCAGGGUCAGACACGACUAAGUUUACCUUUCCUGAGCAGACUUGUAGCAGUGCAGUAGAGGACAAGUCAUUCCCCACAUCCGAAUCCGAAAAGGUAGCAGAAGUACCAGAAAAUGGAGGCAUGUCUGUGGAGCAAGCAUUGCAAGCAAUGAUGGGUGAAGGGAGUGACACCGAGAUGGAAGUUAGUGCUAACACUGAUGCAGAUGGCAUCACCAAGGUCAAACCCAUAAUCUCACAUCGUGAUACGAAAGGUCAUAGCACCCAAAAUGAGGGCUCCAUUGAUGAGGAAACAGAAGAUCUGCGUCUUGUUCUCAGCCCAGAUGAUGAUUCUGUAAAGGUUGAAGAUGAGAGUCGAUCAACGGGGGAAGGAUCUGUAAAUGAUUCAUUUACUUUGGCUCUUAACAGCCCUGAUAGUACUGGAAAUGAUAAAACUCAUUCAGAAGCAGAGAAUAUGGUAGAAUCUGUUGAAGGAGGUCAGCAGGUUGAAAUGAAGUCAGUUGAAUCUGAAAACUAUAGCCAAGCACAGAUAAAUCAGGUUGGACAAACAGAGGUUAAAUAUCCUUCUGAAUCGACAUUAACUUCAGUACUCAAGUCCAGUGGUUCAGCUGGUGUUGAUAUUUUGCCCAGUGAGGCUAGUUGUAUGGAAAAGUAUGAAAAUUCUAACUAUGUAGAAAUUAAUGGAUCUGAAACAGAUGAACCUAGGAUGCAGGCUGUAACUAAUGAAGUGGAUACAAUACCUGUGCAAAUAAGCAAUUCAUUUUCCUUACAAUCUAAUUCUGAUCUGGCUUCAGAAACCAAAUCCUAUGAAUCAGCAUCAGAUGAUGUUAGUUUCGAUAAAACUAAACAAGGAUCAGAAUCAAACAACAUAUCAGCAAAUAAAUCUGGUGAUGGUGAUGAAACUACUGAAAUACCAACUUCAGAACUAAAUUCAGCAUCCCCUGUUGUUGAGAAUGAUACAAUUUCAAGUAAUGGAGCUGUCAAAGAAGUACUUUCAGAAACUGAUACUACUUCUAAUAUUGGUUUCAGCAGUAAUGUAGAUAAAGUAGAUGAAGUUUCACGUGCAGAAACAGAUGCUGCCACAUGCAGUACUGAAAAUUCAAUACGUGUCUGUGGCAGUGGAGAUGACAAGUCUCCACCUGUAAAAGCUCUCACUGACCCAGUUGCUGGAACUGGGGAUGAGGAGGGCACUGUAGAUAAAACUAAUUCAGUUAACGAGUUGUUCGAUUCAAGCAGGGUUGCUGCAUCAGCAGAAGCAAAGACUGAACUGAAGAAUAACACAAUAUUAGAUUCAUUUGUUCCAGGUACUGUUCAGCAAGGUAUAACAGGAAAUGUUUUAACAGCUAAACAAGACAGGGAUAGACAGGAUACAGAAUUAAGCAAGGAAGCAACAGAAAUAUACUUCAAUUCAGAUAAAGGAAUUGAAAGUAAGGAAACAACUGAGAUCCCGUGCUGUGAAUCUGAUCCAGAAAACAAACCAGAGGAAGAUUGCAAGAUGGACGGUGAAUCUACAGUUCUUGUGGAGAAUAGUGACACAGAAUUUAUAUCAGCGAGUAUAAACAUGGGUGAAAAUGCUCUUCAAGCCCAUGUUGAUAGCAGUGAAGGUGCUGUUUCUUCUCCAAGUAAGGAUAUACCGUAUGCUGUCGGACUUUUGCCACUGAAGACUGCACUUGAAAAACUUCAAGCUAUGCCUGAAUACCAUCCUAGAAAAACAAGAUCAGCAUCGUCAGGAAAGGAAUCUGGUGGUGAAGCACCUGCUGGUCGUCUGAAGAGAAAAACUUCUUCUUCAGCAGACAGUUUGGAGAAGAAAAUGAAGACAUGCGAUGCAGAUGAUGGUGAUGGGAGUUAUGACAGUGAAGGUACCAUGGUGAUGGCUGUCGAAGACUUUGAUGGGCACACGGUGUUAGAGGCUUGUAUAGAAGAAGAUAACAAAACCACAUUAAUAUCUCCAUCUCCACAGGAAUCUGUAGAAACAGUUGCAGUUGAAAAUAAAAUGGAAGCACUACUGUCAACGAUUGAACUGGUAUCUGAUUCAAGCGAUGCUGUAUGAAACUUUGUUUAUUUGAAAUAAAUUCCACCCCCCCAGCAAGUGCUUUAAAUAAAUUUUUGGUUUUGUGUACAUUACUGUAUGAUGUUGGGGUGUUUUUUGAAAGUGUUUUUGUGUAUGUGAGAUUUGAUCACAUGGCAGUAGCUAUGAAGGUCACAGUCUUCUGAGAUGUGGUGCUGUACAGUCUCAUAGAUUAUUACCUACAUUUGGAAGGAACCUGCUGCCUCCGUCUCCCCGACUACAGGGCGUCAAAUCACAGGAGACAGUAAUCUUCAUUUUGUUUAUGUUUUUCUCCUACAUAUUUUACAGACAGUGUUGCCAAUCCAUAUAGCCAAUUUUAUGAGGUGUGGUCGUUAAAUAUAUAAGUGUUCAUAAUGUAAACUUGGGCUUUUGUUUAACAUUUCUUUCACAACACAUACACACAAAUUAUGUCUUUAGUUGCUUUGUUUAUUUCUCUUGUACAAACAAGCCCUGUGGCAGAUUUUGGUAAAUGUAAUAAUAAUUGUCAUACUUGUGCUGGUGGGGUGUGUGAGAAAAUAUUGAAAUUGCGUUACAAUAGCUUACAUAGAUUUAUUUUGAGUUCAGUGAUGUACAUGCCAUUUAAUAUAGUAUGUUUAUGACAAGGGAACUGACUGCCAAUUUCUUGUGCUGUCAUACCCAAUAUGAUUAUUGUAUAAUACAUUUUAUAAUGAUAAUAAAUGCCUGGGUUAUGUGUAUUAUGGGUGCAUUUUUUCAUUUGUAUUAACUGGAAAUUGAACUAUAUUCCAUAAGACAUUGUACUUGUAUUUUUCCACUUUUUCAGGUACUGAAACUGUAUGGAAAGUUGGGCAUGUCUAGGAAGUAAUGUAGAAAAUUGCACAUGAAUUAUAGUAAUUAAUCUUGUAUCUUCAGGUGUCAGAGAUGUUUGUUUGUGGACUAUGCAGAUUCCUUGUAAUAGCUACCCAAAGGUAUAAAAGAAGUAUAAAUCAGCAAUUUGGCAUAAAGUACUGCAAUCAAUGCCUGUCUUGUGUAUAUAUAUAUAUAUAUUUGAAUCAGUUUUUAACUUCAACAGAUAGCUGUAAUAAAGAAUAAGAUGUAUUAAAGUAAGGUGUUUUAGGAUUUAGAAGGGUGUUUCAUUUUAAUGAAGCUCUGUGUCAGGCGGACACUAGGCAGUGUAAUGUGUUAACUAUAUCCAGAAUGAAUUUGGUUUCUUCAUUGUAUAUUUUUCUCUCCAUGUAGUAAUUAGUAAUCAGAAGCAUGUAAAUGUGUAAGCAGCAUACAUGAAGUGUUAAUACUGGCAGUUUUCUUAAAGAUAUUAGAAAAUUUAUAUGUUUACUAGCAUACAAAAGAUACAGUUUGUUGUAGAAGAUUAAUUAGCAUAUCACAUUUUGUAUUUCAGGCAAUUCUGCUUUAGUGAGUAGAUUUCAUAAAACCAAAUAUCUUGUUCAUGACACAGGAUGUGAAAUAAGCCUGAAAAUUAAGUCUAUAUGUUCUGGUUAUGGUGGUGUUGCAAUAAACAUGACUAGUAUUUUGGACAUCUCCAUUUUCUUGAGCUUUCUCAAACACUGUUUGAUCUGCUGUUGUCAACAGGUGUAGGGAGGAAGUGUUCUCAUUAAGGUGGCCCUAUUAUAACGAGCUAGUCUUACAUCGAUAGACAGAAAAUACUGGUUAUAUAACCUAUUUCAGUGUCCAGUAAACAGGGGUAGCUCUUUUCUGGUAGGCUCAGCUGUAUAGGAACCUUGCCUUCUUGCAUUUAAUGAUGGAAACAUGUGUUUUCUGAUGCAUUGUGUUUAAAGGAUGUACUGUGUCAAAAAUAAUAGUCAUAUUUAAAGGGUGCAAGUAAUAUCCUGUUUUGUUUUAUUAUUAUAUCCCUCUUUGUAAGUUUGUCACUGUUUCGUUUUAUUUUAUGCUGUGUUACAGUAUGUGUAGUCCCAACAUUGGCUUUCCCACCACAAAAGUAAAUGUUAUGAAAUUCUUGUGUAUAUACAUAUUUUAUGUCUCAUUAGUUGUGUACAAAGAUUACUGUAUCAGAUAUCAAUAAACACUACUUGUAAAGAUAGCUUGAUCUCUGAAUUUUUAGUUAUGCUUGAAUCAUAUAAUACUGUUUGGCAUGUAUAUGACAAUUGUUAGCAUGAUUUCAGUUUCCAGCAUUCAUGCGAAGUUAUUAUUAAAGUUUUAUAAAUUUCUGUCACAAUGAAUAAAUGAAGGAGGACACGUUUUUUAAACAUGUGUUGCACUGAUCAUCACCUGAAGGGCAGGAGACCUACUUGUAAGUGGAAGAGAUAUGUUCAAGUCCAUUACUAUGGAGAAGGAAGAUAGGAAACCUGUGAAGAAUAAUGCCAAGAAGAGGAGAAGAUACAGUUUGCUAUUUUGUUGAGUACCUCUGCUGUUAUACAGAAAGUAUUUCAGUAUUAUUAUUUUUCUUAUUGUUACUCGUUUAAGAUUUGUUUAACUAAUUGGACUGUAGUAAAUAAGUUCCAGGUGAUUGUGUUUCAUAUUAACAGUUUGAUCAUACAGUCUCUUUUUCUUUAGUCUAGUUUCUGGCAACACUGAAGGAAAGUCAUCCUAUAGGUUACCGUGACUUCAUGUUUAAGGAUGGCAGCAGUGCUGACAUUCCUAUCAGGAUGACUAAACAAGUUUGCUCGUCAAUGGCAUAUGUGAUGUAUUCAGGAUCUACCCUAUUUUGAGUCUUGGGCAAGGUGUUUGGUGUCAUAUGACUGCAGUUCUUGUGGUUUUUCUUGGGUUAUCUAGACAGUUCUGCCAAUACUUGCAUCUGCCCUUUCCAAUUCAGAUUAUGUAUGUAACCUUUUCUCUUGUAUGAUGCUUAAUAAUUAUGUUUUAAAUUCUCAUGGUGAGUAGUACGAUUAUAGGUUUUGGGUUGGGACGCUUUGUAAUCUAGUGGAAAGGUACAAAUGUUUCAGAGAUACCUGGAGGCAGCAGGUUCCUUUAAAAAAUUGGCGCCUUACAGCUAGGCUACAUGGUUUCAUGUCCAAGAAGCCCAUAGUCAUGUUGUCCAUAUGGUGCACAAUUGUGCUGUGUUAAUGUGAUGGUUCAAAAGGACAUGUUGCAUUGUUUACAGUAAAACUCUUAUCGCCAUGUUUAAAUGUGGCCGCUGGAAACACGGUAUCAGGAAAUCCAAAUCUGCAUGAUGAAUAAUAACUAUUAACUAAUGCAGCAUUAUUUAUAGGAAAUAAAUCAGUGCAGAAUAUUAAAAUUUGUAUGAUUAUGGAAUCUUCCAAAGAUUAACUUUUGUUACUUAUGAAUUUAUUCUUGUUUAAUAUUAUUGGAUUUUGUAUGUGCUUUUAGUUCUUGGAUGUGCUGCUGUGAUUAUUCGGUUAUUCCUCUUUUCUGGUAUUCUGUGUUUAGAGAUAAUGAAUUUGCAUGGCACAAAAUAUUUUAAUUUAAUUGAUGGACCAUGAUGUCUCAGAAUGUGAAAUUUGUUGUGCUGAGAUGCCCUACUCAUGUCAGUUUUUCUCUUAUCAUUAUUACAAUAUGAAUAUUUAAAGUAAUUAACGUUGACUUUGAUGGGCUAGGUCAUUAAGGCCUUUUCCUGUGCAGUCCAUGAUUGUCACUUUGGUAGUAGAAUGCCAGCUGUGGAAGGCAGUCUCUUUGCAAAUGAUUUUUCCAGUUUUGUUGAUAUACUGGUAUCUUCUCAACUACAUUUAUAACUCAGUUGUCAGGACUUCAGGCUUUCUUUCAUGGUCUAAUCUAGUGAAGCCUGGUGGUGAUCUUAGACCAGCAUGUGCACUACCUCUAAUUUCUGGAAUUCCUUUUGCUUUAAAUUCUGUAUUUCAUUGCUGUAAUUGUUGUGAUUUAUGUAGCUGUAAAGUUGUGUGAAUUAACAUUUGUCUGCCAGAAUUAUACCAUUUAUUUUAUUGUAUCUUUGUAACUUUAUGACAUUUUUCUUCAGUCCAGAAAUUGUUUCCUAAGUAAAUAAAGUCAUAUAAUUGUUCUGUUA